This is a messenger RNA of Budorcas taxicolor (takin), 4353 nucleotides long. RefSeq names its product ALS2 C-terminal like (gene ALS2CL). NCBI's taxonomy places the organism in Eukaryota, Metazoa, Chordata, Mammalia, Artiodactyla, Bovidae. The record is from RefSeq and is a predicted model, not a curated record. Bases 137 to 2989 code for a protein of 950 amino acids. The transcript has 27 exons.
CAAGCAACCGCAGCGCGCUCCCCCGCGUGGGUUCCCGCGCCUCACAGGUAAGGGCGGGGUGGACGUCGCGCGUCUGGGGCAGAGCCCUUUUGCUGUCCCGUCUCCUCGCUCCAGGCCUGAGUCUGGCACCCUGGCCAUGUGCAGCCCAGAGGAGGCGGCCCUGCUGCGGCUGGAGGAGGUUUUCUCAGCAACCCUUGCCCGCAUCAACAGCCUUGUCCUCCAGCCCCUUCUUGAGGCUGCUCCAGAGGCCUCAGACCCCUGGGUCCGAGAGUGCCUGCAACUCCUGCAGCAGCUGCAUAGGAGCUCCCAGCAGCUGUGGGACGUGACGGAGGAAAGCCUGCACUCGCUGCGGGAGAGGCUGCGCCACCCUGAAGCCGUCGGCCUGGAGUCCCUGCUGCUGCUGCAGAGCGCGGACCGUGUCCUGCAGGUCCACCUGGAGUACAUCGAGUCCUACACAUGCUGCGUGGCACUGCAGGCCUUUCAGAAGGCAGCGAAGAGGAGGAGUGAGUACUGGCGGGGCCAGCGGAAGGCGCUGCGGCAAGUCCUGUUGGGCGUGAGCUCCGAGGGCUCGGUGGGCACGGCCCUGCUCCAGGCCCUCCGCCAGCCACUUGCCCAUCACGUGCAGCAGUACGUGCUCCUCCUGCUGAGCCUCGGGGACACCAUUGGGGAGUGUCACUCCACCCGGGAGCUGGUGAUACAUGCUGCCGGCCUCUUUGGGGACUUGCAGUCGUUCAUGAGGCAGGAGCUGGACCAGGCCAUGACCACGCAGGCCCUCUGGCCCACGCUGAGUAGCCGGCUGAGGGAUGUGCUCUGCACCCCUGCUCGCCGACUCUUGCAAGACAGCCAGGACGUCCCCGUGACAGUCACCCCACUGCGGGCAGAGCGCGUGCUGCUCUUUGAUGAUGCCCUCGUCCUGCUGCAGGGCCACAACAUCCACACCUUUGAUCUGAAGCUGGUGUGGGUGGAACCUGGGCAGGACAGGUGCACGUUUCACCUCCUCACACCCGAGGAAGAGUUCUCCUUUUGUUCCAAGGACCCGCAGGGCCUGGUGGUCUGGCAAUGGAAGGUUACUCAGGCUGUGUGCCAGGCCUUGCGUGGGAAGAAGGACUUCCCUGUGCUGGGAGCGGGCCUGGAGCCUUCUGAACCCCCCACCUGCCGCUGUGGAGCAUACACCUUCCGUGCAGAGGGCCGCUUCUGCCAGGCCACCUAUGAGGGCGAGUGGUACUGGGGCAGACCCCAUGGCAAGGGAACCCUGAAGUGGCCAGAUGGGCGGAAUCACGUGGGGGAUUUCUGCCAGGGCCUGGAGCACGGCUUUGGCAUCCGCCUGGUGCCCCAGGCCUCCGAGGAUAAGUUUGACUGUUACAAGUGCCACUGGCGGGAAGGCAGCAUGUGCGGCUAUGGCAUCUGUGAGUACAGCACCAGCGAGGUGUACAAGGGCUACUUCCAGGAGGGCCUGCGCCAUGGAUUUGGGGUCCUCGAGAGCGCCCCACAGGCCCCUCGGCCCCUGCGGUACACGGGCCACUGGGAGAGGGGCCAGCGGAGUGGCUACGGUGUCGAGGAGGACAGCGACAGGGGUGAGCGCUAUAUUGGCAUGUGGCAGACUGACCAGCGCCAUGGCCCAGGGGUCAUGGUUACCCAGGCGGGUGUCUGCUACCAGGGCACCUUCCAGGCAGACAAGAUGGUGGGCCCAGGGAUCCUUCUCUCUGAUGAUGACUCCUUAUAUGAGGGCACUUUUACCAGGGACCUGACCCUCGUGGGGAAGGGCAAGGUCACCUUCCCCAAUGGCUUCACCCUGGAGGGCUCUUUCGGCAGCGUGUCAGGGAGAGGACUGCAUACCCAGGGUGUGCUGGACACAGCUGCCCUCCCUCCAGAUCCAAGCAGUACCUGCAAGAGGCAGCUGGGUCAGGGCGUCUUCCCCGUGGAGAGCCGCUGGCAGGGUGUCUAUGGCCCCUUCCGGGACUUUGUUCGUGCCGGCUGCCCUGGGGACCUGCGGGAGGCCCUGCUGGGCUUCCACGUGCAGAGCUCAAGGGAGCUGCGCAAGUCGCAGGAGUACCUGUGCUGUGAGAGGACCUGCCCCGAGGACCAGGCGGGCAGGAUGGAGGACUUCCUGGAGGAGCUGGUGCAGCACCGGGAGCCCGAGGCCCUGCAGCAGUGCCUCAGGAAGGCUCUGAGCAACUCUCUGCAUCCCCUGGGGAAGCUGCUCCGGAUGCUGAUGUUGACCUUCCAGGCCACAUACGCAGGUAUCGGGGCCAACAAGCAUCUGCAGGGGCUGGCGCAGGAGGAGGUGAAGCAGCACGCCCAGGAGCUCUGGGCUGCCUACAGGGGUCUGCUGCAGGUUGCCUUACAGCGCAAGGGCCAGGCCCCAGAGGAGGAUGAAGAUGCAGAGACAAGGGACCUGCGGGUGCACGGCUUGGUGCUCCCCCUCGUGCUGCCCAGCUUCUACUCGGAGCUCUUCACCCUCUACCUGCUGCUUCAUGAGAGAGAGGACAGCCUCUACAGCCAGGGCAUCGUCCACCUGAGCCUCUUCCCUGACACCAGGCUGCUCGAGUUCCUGGACGUGCAGAAGCACCUGUGGCCCCUCAAGGACCUCACACUGACGACCAAUCAGAGAUACUCCCUGGUCAGAGACAAGUGCUUCCUGUCGGCCACGGAGUGUCUGCAGAAGAUGAUCACCACGGUGGACCCCCGCGAGAAGCUGGAGGUGCUGGAGAGGACAUACGGGGAAAUCGAGGCCACCGUGUCGCGGGUGCUGGGCCGGGAGCACAAGCUACCCAUGGACGACCUGCUGCCGCUGCUCAUCUAUGUGGUGUCUCGUGCCCAAAUCCAGCACCUGGGAGCCGAGAUCCACCUGAUCCGUGACAUGAUGGACCCUCUCCACACAGGAGGCCUGUAUGACUUCCUGCUCACAGCCCUGGAGUCCUGCUACGAGCACAUCCAGAAGGAGGACAUGAGGCUGCCCAGCCGCUGGAGCUCCAGGGAGCCAUGGUAGCUCGGCUUCUCCUGGACCCACUGCAGUGCUGAGAGGGCCGCUGUGGAAUGCCCAUGGCCCAGGCCUGGCCCAGCCUGGCCCAGGGGGCAGAAGGCAGGAUGGGCCCUGGAGGUGACUCUGGCUCUUUGAGGAGAUGAGGUCCAGUUUCUCCAGGGAGAUGCUGCUGGAGUCCUGACUGGGAUGAGGGUGACGGGUAUGGCCCUGGAGCUGGUGGUCUGUCCCCCACCACUCUCCAGGCCAGCCUUGGAUGACCUCCUCAAUGCUGAGGCAAAGAGACCCUGACUUCUCCUUGCCUGAGCCUUGCCUUCACGUGACUGAGCCACUCUGGGCCUCAAUGUUGCCAUCUGUAAAAUGGUGGACUAGGGGAUCUGUAAAGAGCCUUCCAUCCAUCUUGCUGAUUUCUGGCAUCCUUCCGUACCAAGGGAAUUGGCCUCUGAACCUGCAUGUGUGAAGGACAGCAGGGGCCCAAGUGUUCCGGCAGGGACUGUACCCAAGGAUUCAGGGGGCCAGUCCAAGGACCCUCAGAGAUACUAGGGAGCAUUAAGCAGAGAGCCGCAGGUGCCUCCAGAAGAAGGGGCAAGGCUGAGCUUCCCUGACUGAUUCCACCAAGUGAACAGCUGGAAUGGAGAAAGGUUUUGGGCUCUAGUGUUUGCCAGACAUGCCCGUGGUGUCCUCACAGAGGUCCCUGGAAGAGGACUGAACUGGUGAAGAAUAGGGAUCCCCAGGAUGCCAUGGGCACGCCCCUCACCCAGGACUGUGGAAGCUCUCUAGCAGCUGUCAGCCGGUUCUCGUCCUUUAACGGGUGACAGCAGCCUUGCCUGAGGGCAGCCCUGAGCUGGUGCGGUGCUGCAGCCUCACUCCCCGCACACUCCCUGGCUUCGUCAGCAUCGGUGCCCACUCGCCACAGUUCAGAUUCACCUGGGCCCUUUCACCCAUCCUCUGGCUGGGCCUCACCCACACCUACUGAACUGGGCCCUCCCAACAGGGCUUCGGGAGAUUCCCAGGGCAGCUCUGCUGUCAGACCCUUUCAGCACAACUGCAGAGCCAGCAGGGGCCUUCAGAUUAGACAGCAGAUUGACAGCUAAGGUCAGUGCUUCAUUUACAGAUGAGACGCCUGGAGCCAGGUGACCACCUGCCAUGUAAGUCCCUUGGGGAGGCUGAUGGAAAUGGCCUGGGGCAGGCUUGUCCACCCUCAGUGAUGGUGUCUCCCAGCUGCUGCGGGAGCCCUUUGGCUGCGGUAAGAGCACUGGUGUCCACUCUGUGAGUCUGGUUGGAAACCAGGGACUCUAGCACCUUGAGUGAUCCUGUUGAUGUGCAAAGUAGCCUCUGCCCCCCGUCUUUCUGGUCCCCAUCUCCUCUCCAGA